Symbiodinium sp. CCMP2456 is the source of this 1062-nucleotide messenger RNA. The record is from the annotation of a GenBank genome assembly. NCBI's taxonomy places the organism in Eukaryota, Dinophyceae, Suessiales, Symbiodiniaceae.
AUGAGCAUGGAGGAUCGCACGGCGAUGAUGGAGUUUGCGGCGGUUGGCCCGACCUCGCCGACUUCAACGACGACCAUCGCGAACUACCUGGGCGAGCUCUUCCCCACAAGGGCCACCGCGGCGGGGGAUGAGGGUGGCACACCGCAGCAGACGCCGGUGCAGUGCAUGGCGUCGACGCCGGAUGACCACAUCUCGGGCGCUUUGUUCCUCGUCGACCCUCUGGUACCUCGACGACGACCGGCCGACUUCCACAACCACGCGCCGGAGACCAUGAGUGAGAUCCUCCGCCCGUUGGUUGCCCCACGACGGAUGGGCGUCCUGGUCGAGAACGUGGAGAUGACACCAGCCGACGCAGCGGCGGCAUCCAAGCAGCUCGGCCUCGAGCCGAUCUUCGCCGCGGCUUCGGACACCUUCGACCUCGACGGCCUCAAGUUCUCAGAUGCCGUGGCAUCGGGUCGCAUCAGGCUACAUGCUCCGCCAGCGGCGGAUGAAAGAUGGAGACGCCUCCAUGCGAGGAAAGGUCACACGGAUGUGCAGCAGAGGUGGCUGCCGGACAGCCGCCACUUUGCGCUGUACUACCAGCGGGAAGGCACGGCGAAGGAGCAGCUGCACCACAUCCCCAAGAACUUCACCGCGAAGACGGUCAACGGCGACCUGGAGCCACGCACUCGGCACUGGCUGCUGGGGAGCGGGUACCUACAGGACCUCGACGAGGACGGGCGUUGGGCGGCGUCGGCGAAACCACAUGUCACACCCCAUGGCGCUGGACCCGACGCUGGAUACGGCGGGAUCGCCGAGGUCAGAGUUGGUGCUCGACUUCUCCGCCGAGUCGGCGAUCGUGGGCCGUGGGUGAGAGCGACCUAUUCGACGCCGGACAAGAAGAAGCUGCUGCGCCGCCUCCACUACCCCGACCUCACGGUGUUGGAGCGAUGGAGAGCACGCGACGACGGCCGCUACCAGAACCCCGUCAGCAUGGAGGAGCUGCGGCGGAUCAACGCCGAUUACGUCAGGGCCAACCGCCCGUUCGUCUGGCCGCUCGUGCGGGAUACGUCGGCGACCCAU